UGAUGCCAAACCUCGCGCAUAAUUUUGUUUUGGUAACUCCAUUUACCGUCUGCGUUCACACAUAUAUUUGUAAUAAGAUGACUUCAAAGAGGAGUGAAGGCGAAUGGCAGGGGUUAGUGAAUGAGUAUUUGAUAUGCAAAAGAAAGCUGGAGAGCAAGAAAGAAGCUCUUUUGAUUCUCUCCAAGGAGCUUGAUACAUGCCAACAAGAACGGGACCAGUACAAACUAAUGGCUAAUCAGCUUCGGGAGCGCCAUCAAUCAUUAAAGAAAAAGUACAGAGAACUAAUAGAUGGUGAUCCUACUCUCCCUCCAGAAAAGAGGAAUCAGGCAAACCUCGCACAACUAUUGAGUAGUUCUCGAGAGCGGAAUAAACAGUUGACAGAGGAAAUCAAAGAACUCCAGCAGAGACUGACUGAGGCACAGGGUGAUAACAAGCUCCUAAGAAUGACGAUUGCGAAACAGCGUUUAGGUGAUGAAGAAGUAGGAGCUCGUCAUUUUCCUGCACAUGAACGUGAGGACCUUGUUCAGCAGUUGGAAAAAACACAUGAACAGAUCGAACGUUUGGAUCAUGAUUAUCAAGCAGCAGUGGAUGAGCUUCAGGAUGUGAAGGUCGAACGAUCUUUCUACCAGGAGAAAGCUGACCGCCUAAAUCAGGAGAUUAACCAUAUUCUUGGAGGGCAUGAAAACCGUAUAAUUGAUGUGGAUGCAUUGUGCAUGGAAAACAGGUACCUGCAUGAACAUUUGAAGCAGAUCCAGGAAGAAGUCAACAUUCUUAAAAAUAACAUUUCGAAAUAUAAGAAUGCUCUUGAGCGUAAAAAACACCCAAAGACAAGCGGAAAAAGCAGCAGUAGUGCACUUACGGGAGUUCUUUCUGCUAAACAAGUCCAGGAAUUACUGUCGGAAGAUCAUGGUUGUAGUCUGCCAGCCACUCCACAGUCCAUUUCAGAUCUGAAAUCAUUGGCAACUGCUUUACUUGAGACGAUUCAUGACAAGAAUAUGGUUCUUCAGCAUCAACGGCAGACUAACAGAAUUCUGGGAAAUCGUGUAGCUGAACUGGAAAAGAAACUGAGAACUUUGGAAGUUUCUGGUUUGUGGAGCCUUCCAGCAGGAGGGAAGGAGACUCUAACAUUAACUGAUGCUGCCGUACCUAUGGAUGCAAGACCAAAGUCACCUCUGUACCUGGAUAUCGAACAACAGCUGCACAAGAAUGAUCAAUUAAAAGAAGAUCAAGCAACCCAACCUCAGCCUUCAGCAUCAGAAUACCCUGACACAGAGAAAAAUUACAGAAAAUCUGAAGAAAUGCAGACCGAACAAAAGGAAAGUUGUGGAAGUCCAGUAUUUUUACCUUUGGAAAUGGACUCCCAGAUGUUCCAAUCCACUGCAGGAAAUGAAAUUGCAAAAAUGACUGAGAAGCUGGUUACCGCUGAUUUAAGUGAUGGCUGUAACAAAACAAAUGCUUCAAAAGAGCAAUGUACAGUGACAUCUCAGAAUGGUGCUGCUGUUUCAUCAUUAUUUGAAUCCCCUUUGGAUAGUCCAGACGCAGAAAACCAAUCUGGUUCUGAGAGUGACUACAGGAUUCAAAUUAAUGAAUCAUCUGAUACUCUGGAAAGUAAUAUAGAUUGCGUGUCAUCAAAAACGAUUUCUGAAAUAAAUUCAGAUUCUCAGCUGCACAACUUGUUGACCACAGAUCUGUCAAUAAUUGAGGGUUCUACAGAAUGUACAGAUGGAAAUCAUGAAGGAAAUAUAGCAUAAUUCAAUUGCAAAUUUUAGUUUAAUCUGAUAAUUUUUAAUUAAACUCAAUCAUCUUUAAACAAUGGUAAAGCUCUUAACCUUAACUUGAAUACAUGUACAAACUGUAAUUCUCAUGAAAGAUGAAUAUCAUCACUUUGUUGGAUGUAAUAUGAAUGUUUAUUCAUCUGGAAUUGUGAACUGAAUUCUAUUAAAAUUAGCCUUUCCCCAUAUCUGAAAAUGUAAAAUAGGAUAAAUGAUUAGAUUAAUGAUUACUUAUUGAAAAAUAUAAGUGUUUUCACCAAAACAUUUUAUUAUUCCUAAGUGCAAAAUAUUUUAAAAGAUCAAUUUAUCACAUUUUUUUGUUUCUCCAUAAUAACAGGGAGACAUGUUUUCCUCAUUUUGUUUUAUUUGUCUUGUGGAUCCAGUUGAAAAAUUUUUCAGUGGCACAUAGUAUUCUCACAAUGAGAUUUCAAAACAUUUCUGCCCAAAACGAAAUAAUUACUCUGGGUAACAUGCUGUACCAGAAGGUCUCGGGUAAUAUUGAUCCACAACAAUUGCUGGAAAUAGGAAGGAAAAUAACUUGGGAAAGAAAACCAGUCAAUCCUUCCUCAAAUAUGUACACACAAAGAAUUAGCCUUCUUUUCUCAUUAAUAUGUCCUGACUGAGCUGUUGUGCAUUUUCAGCGUUUCCUAUUUCCAAUUUCCAGCAAUCUGAAUUCACUUUUAAAAUCAUUUUAAAACUUGCAACCUUUUUGCUACAAAUUGUUGUGUUACAAGUGGAAUUCCUUCACAUCAAAGUGGGGUAUAGGAGCAAGGAAAGGGGUUGUGAUAGUGAUUUUUUUAAAUAGGAUAUUUAUAUGUUCUUGAAAUAGACAAAGAAAACUCCUUCCACAAGUUUUCUAUUUAUCAGCUGCGAUGUAUCACCAUUAUUAUUGCAUAUUGGCAGGCAACAUCCCCAGCUCCCAAUGCACACGUAAAGUUGUUUUAUUCAUGAGUUGCUAACAUGAAAUUUAUAUAUUCUAAUUUUGUGGAAAUAGAAGAAAAUGACAUUGUCAAUAUUGCAAAUUUUCCACACGUCUUUAAUAACUCAAGGUUUAUUACACCUGGAGGACAUAUUUAAUGUGGUAAUAUAAAUAAUGUAUUUGUUUUAGUAAUGAUUUUUAUUAAUUAGCCUAGCUGGGUGCUGAAUAUUACAGCUUAUGUAUGUUAUGCUGGAAGCAAGAAUAUAUUGAUGAAAUGUACUAAUUACUUGUGGGGGUGGGAAUGGGGGGUGUAGUAGAUCUUUACUGAUGGUUUCAGCAUAGAGAAUCCCCCAACAGAACUCUCAGGUGUUGUAUUACAACUCUGUUUAUGUUAUGUAGUGUUCUGUUAUAAUGGCUUACUAAAAAUUAUUAAGAUUCAAAAUUUGUGAAAUUUGAUAAUUACAAGAGAAGUGGAGUCAAAUGUCAUGAUUUUGCACUAUUUUAAGGUCUAUCAGACCAGGCAUCAUCUCAGUGAAUGGCAGAGCUCUCUUGACAGACUGAUUGGUCUGUACCUAUGUAAUAUGAUCUAUUAUAGUCAGGUAGAGGCUUAAUAUUCACAUUCAAAAGACUGAUUUUUAUGCUGAUGACACUAUAAUCACUUUUAUUUUGGCUCACCUUACAAUUAAAUCAAAAGCACCACCUCGCAAGUUCAUAGAAUGGAGGAAAAUAAUACAAUCUUUUGAUUGAAUCGAAGAAGGGAGAAAUUGCCCUUUCACCUGUUCAUGUGUUAUUUGUAACUUUGUUGGUGAUGGAAAUUAAUGUUUUCUUUGGUAUUCAAAGUUAUGGAUAGCCUCCAUACUGAGAAGACUAAGCUAUUAUUUAACUUGGCACUUUAGUGACUGAAGUUUUGUUGGUUGCUGCAUGUCAAUAUCAAGGUCCAUGUCAAAAAGGACUCUUAUUGUGUGAAAUCACAAGGAAUCGAACUGGUUAAUUUUCUAAAUUUGAUGAUCUCCAAAUAAGAACAGCUCUGUGGGGAAAUAUAUUUUAAAGAGAAAUUAUUAACAACUUGGAGUUCUAAAGUACAUUCAGGUCCACAGAUUUGACCACAAAUAGCUUUCCAUGUAUUGUCAACUGUCGCAACUUCUUACUGUUAUUAAGUUUUUGAAAUGUGUAAUUUUUAUUGAAAUUGAUAGAUUAGCAGAAGCAGAUUCCUUUGUGAAGAAAUGUUCAUUCUGAUAUUGCUUGUGUCAUCAUCUUUUACAAUAAAUAAUCCAGUCUAUUUAAGAGUUUAGUUACAGGCAUUUUCAAUGUAUUAAUUUUUCUGUCACAAUAAUUAGUUUUGGGUUUAGCUGCUCUCAGGUUGUAUAUUUUCAUUUGAAUUUAUUACAUUAGGAAUUGGUAUUGUCCUUGCAGGAGACAGAAUAGAAUUAAGUAUUUUAGGGCCUAGGCCUCAACUAAUUUUGUAUCUUGUGACUCCUUAAUUUAUUGGAGUUGUGUUCUGAUUGUUUUCCCAGAAUUGUCUGGCUAGAAUUAGGUGAUAACCACAGUAGUGCUUGGAUGGAGUUGAAUCAUUGUUUUGUACUGUGAUAGUUUUGUUUCUUUAAAUUGAAGGAUUGUAAAGGAUUGUACUAUCCCAAACAUGUUUCCGUCACCAGCAACCACAAUUGCAGGUCAGAGGAAAUACGCUUGAAACCACUAUGAUGUUAAUGUUAUUAAUUAAAUCUGGAAACAAAAUUUGUGAAAAUGAAGAGGAGGACACACUUGGUAGAAGCCUUAAAUACAUUCAACUUGUUUAAUCUCUAGGAUUUAUGUUAAAUGCACAGAGUUUAGAGAGGAGCUACUAUGAAUAUUAUGUUCUGUUACUGCACUAAUUGUAUGUUCAGUUACUAUGCCACCAGCAUGUGGUGUUCUGGUUUGAGUCAUUCCCAACCAACAAUAUUUCUUUCUUUUAAAUCAUCAGUAGCAGAUAACAGAUCACUGGAGUCUAAACAGAAGGGCACUUUACAUGGUACUUUAUUGCAUGAUAGUGUUAGUUAGUUUAUAUAAACUUACCAGGCGUAAUUACUAAGGACUUACGGAAGCUGCAAAAACUAUGUGACAUAAUCAGAAUGGGUGGAACGCAAUGUACAACUAUUACUUUCUACUGCAGCAAUGUCUCCCGAUACCAUUACAUGUGUCCUGUUCCCGUGCCACUGUGUUUGAUUUUCUGCCUAUUACUAUCCUUAUAGUUCCACAGCUUGGUUUUCAGUGACCAACAUCUGCAUUUCACUUUUAUUUAUUUGCCCCUCCAAGCAAAAUUUCAUUUUCUGCUCUAGUGACGACCUGUUAUGAAAUAUGGCUCCUAGCCACUAAGUGGCCAUUUUUCAUGUGUAUAUAUCUCAAUUGGUGCCAAUUAAUUCAUUUUAAGUGUGUUUAUUGCCAGUAUUAACUAACACCAAUUACAUAUCUAUUGGGUAGGGCCUGAUGUAUUUAUUUUCCAAUCUGUUUCUCUCAUCACCAGUGGCCUAUUUAUCAAUCAACUGACAUCAUGAAUAAAACAUAUUACUUGUUCAUUUAUCUCAUUGCCAUUUGUGGGAUUUUGUGUGCAACUCAGCUUUUGCAUCUGCCUACAUUACAAUAAUGAAUAUACUUUUUAUAAAGUAUUUCAUUAGCUGUAAAGUGCUUUGUGAUAAGUUGUGAAAGGGGCUAGGUAAGUGCUAGUUCUUUGCUUAUUUUGUUCUGUCUUUAUUCUUUUCUUCCUGAUCCAUUCAGUUUCACAAUUCCCCAAGGAGUACAAUGUUCCAUUGAUUUUAGAUGGAAUGCCAUAUUCGUAUUAACAGCAAAACGUGCAUUUCUGCAGAAUGUAGAACUUCAUGAAAAUCCACAAAGUAACAAUAAAAACAGGAAUUGCUGGAAAAAAAUCAAGAGGCCUGGCGCAUCUGUAGAUACAGAAACAGAGCCCCAUAUUGUCUAUGCUUUGGAACUGAAGGGGACUGAAAAUGAUGGUAUUUAUGCUGUUGACAAAUAGUGAAGAGGAGCAAGUAGAACAGAAGGUGAGGGCAUCCAGAGUGAAAGAUAAAUUCAGUAAUAAUAGUAGUUGAAGUGUUAUCUAGAUGCACAGUAGUGUUAAUUAUAUGUAUGAAUAGUAGAUCAAUAGAACAGCUCUGCUCAGAGGUGGUGGGGGAAGAGGGUCUAAUCAAAAUGGAGGACAACGUUUGCAGGCUGAUAUUGUUGAACUUAACAUAAGUCCUGGAUGCUGAAAAGUACCAAAGCAGAUAUUGAGGUGCUUGCAUUGGGCUUUGCUGGACCACUGCAGCAGGCCUAGGAUGGAAAUGCUAACGUAAUAGCAAGCUGAUGUAUUGAAAUGGCAAGCACCUGGAAAAUAGGGUCAUUCUUACAGACAGAAUGAAGGUCUUCCACAAAAAAAGGUCACCCAGUCUGUGUUUGAUCUCAUCAAUAUAGAGGAGACCGCAUGUUCUGUCCUAGGCACAUUGCAGUGCUGCAGAAAAGCCUAAGAAGAGUCACUGGACUUGAAAUAUUUAUCCUGUUUUUCUCUCCACAGAUGCUGCCAGACCUGCUGAGUUUCUCCAGCAUGUUCUGUUUUUAUUUCAGUUUUCCAUUAUCCACAGUUGCUUCUUUUAUUUGAAAGGGAAUAAUAAUUGUGUUGACAAGUUCAACAGGAUAUGUGGUACAAAUGAAAUACCCAUUGAAUAGUGAUGUCUGAAAAUAAACAAUUCAUUAUGUCAUUACACGCCAAUAGAAACUUUAUUUUCUAUAGAUCAUUGCUGAUUGUUAUCCUCAUGUACUGUAAUAGAAAGAGGUCAAAGUCUUGAGUCUGAACAGUGCACGUGCAACUUUGUAGACUCCAAUCUCAGGAAUAAUUAAAUAUUUCUAGUUUGAAUUGCAUUUGUUUUAAGUUGAAAGUUUGCAACUAAAAUGUAUAGAAUGUGGUUAUCCUUAAUGUACAAUUGUUCAGAAUGUAUUAGCUGUAACUUGCUCAUUAGGUUUAAAAGUUAGUAAAUAUUCUUUUAUUUGGAAAACUGGAGCAGUAACAGUCAUUUCUAAAACUGUGGGCAAUAUUUUACUGUAUGUGUCAGUUGUCUUUUCAGCUUCUGUUGAAAGCUUGGGUUUUCUUCAUGGUUUUCAUCUUCUAUGAGAACAUAAACUAUGGAUUUGUUUUACAUUGAUUUGCUGGGUUAUAUAAAAGAGAAAUAUCAUAAUGUUGCACUGUAUGUGCUCUGUGUAAAUGUGGAUAAAUUUCUUUGUGUGUUUUUAACCAAAUUUUUAUUGUAAAUUGUAAUGGUUUUACUUGAGUAAGUUUGACAAAUGACUUCGGUGUAUUCAUUGAAAUGAACCUCUGUCUUGA
Molecule: messenger RNA, 7036 nt
Organism: Rhincodon typus (whale shark)
Lineage: Eukaryota; Metazoa; Chordata; Chondrichthyes; Orectolobiformes; Rhincodontidae
Product: coiled-coil domain-containing protein 149
Exons: 12
Coding region: 3-1751 (582 amino acids)
Source: RefSeq, a predicted model, not a curated record